UGCUCUGUUUUCCCUUUCUCAAGACAUUUCAAUUUUGGUGGAAAUUUUAAGUUACACCUAGAAUUAUAGAACAGUUGCCGAAGCUGUUAACUUACUUCAUAUUGCCAAUUCGAUGAGCGAUUAACUGCAGUAAUUUUUUUGGUAUCUGUUUGCCUUAGUGGAGUGAAGUCAUAGGUAACGUUUGUGUUUCAGAUUAGACAAUAGACUCUCUUACUCGACUUACUCAUUUUUCUCUCAUGAUAUCAUUGUACGUGCCUUUAUGAACACUCUUAUCACACUCUCUUCUGGAUUUUUGGCAACCACUUCAAUAGAACUGAGUAUUUCACCCAGGUGCUCUUGUAUUUGUCCAGCCUACGUAUUUCCUCGUUUCGUGCGAAGCCAACAUUAUCGAUCAGUUUAUUGGUGUCCAGUGCAGAAUAACUUUAACUUAAUCGUCAACAGUGUUUAAAGGUGUUUUCUAUCACAUCUAUAAAUCUAAUCUAAUCACCCUUGAUUAUUUUUACCUUGGCUUGACAUUUGGUUUAUAUUUCCAGUCCAAUGAAGCCAAUGUAUUCCUAGCACAUACCACUCUACACAUUGUUCAGGAAAAGCUCUUUUUAAAUCUCUCAUCAUCAUCAGUAUUUCUUUUCAAAACCAGAAUAUGGUUCAGCGACCAGUUGAUAAACGCGGCUUGUUAUUUAUAGAGUUCAUAUGUGGUUUAUUUGGUAAAAAUAAAACCUACCGUGUUUGUUAUGAUGAAGAUUUUAAUCGCAUCAGCAUCCGAUAUAAAUUAAAUUUUUGCUGCCGAACAAACAGUGUCCAUGAAGGGCGAAAAUGCACAAAAGUCAUAGUGAUCCCGUCAAAAAAAAUCUAUUAUGUAGAUUGCAUUCACGCUGAUUGUGAGUACGAGAAAAUCAUAGGGAACUGGUCUCCAGAAAACGAUGCAAAGAACAUCCCUGUCGAAUAUUUGGAGAACCUUGACUCCUUUCUUGAACGUGAGAGGCUUAGCUUUGAAGCGCACAUGAAGGAAGAGGAACAUAAUGCACAGAUGGCAGCAUUGGCAGGCUACUGAGGCUUUGGCAGACAUUAUCUUAUGAGGAGAUCCAGACAGCCGGCCUCCCCUACGACGAUGCGGUGUGUACUGGUGAUCUUCUCAUUCCUGCUAGCAGCGGUUCAACUGAUGGGCCGAGUCACGGAAGCAAUGCCCCCCACACUCUGCAUCUCAAAUCCAAUCGAGGAGGUUCCGCUGCGAGUCCGCAAAGUGUGCGCAGCCCUGUCGUCCAUAUACGAGCUUGCCGGGGCCAUGGAGUCCUAUCUCGACACUGAAGGACACCCACAAAAUGACGCAGUCUUUAGUCACCACCGACAAAUUUUGGAGAACUCGCUUCGAAAAAGAGUUCUGGGAGACGACGAGCCGCCGCAGCAGCUGGGGGCAAAGAGGCCCGACCACAUGUUCAUGAGGUUCGGCCGACGCUGAAAUCAUCUCGUGCCAGCUGCAAUCCUCCCCCCCGAAGAACAUAACCAAUACUACGUUCCUCCAAGCCUCUUUUGCAUUUAUUGUAUACAAUUUGUCCUUUCAGUUUGGAUUCGCCAACAGUCGCACCAGGACGCGCUACUUUUCGUGGUGCGCAAAAUUGGUCAACAGCAGUCUGGAGCUAGUUGGCCAUUCUAAAUAGAAAAUCUGAUCUAAGAUCGAAGCAAGGAAUGCAUUGAUAAUUGGACUGCAUUUUGCAACGUGGAGCUGUAAAUUCUGGCUCUUCUGGAAAAACACUAAUGUGCAUAGGGAAACUAACGGCACAUCGUUGUUUUUAAACUGGGCUAGAAUUUAUAGUUCCAAAUUGAAAAAUGAAGUCCAAUUUUAAUGUGUGAUCAAUAGACGCUGACCCAACUGCUUGUUGUUUUUAAAAUCUUCAUUUUAUCAUUUAAUGUUACCCUCGUCUGCAAAAUGAACAGCUAUAUUUCUCUCCGUCUCAAAAAUAUACAAGUGUCUCGAGAAAACUGAAUGGUGCAAUUUACCACAUCAUGGAUUAAACACAAAUAAAAACUCUUAAUGUUUUCUUUACAUAUUAUUUUAUUUACUCGAGUUAGAUGCGUCUAUCUAAAAGAAGUAUGUUUGCCUAAUUAAUCAAUAGCAUACAACCUUCUUUUGCGUAAAUGCAUCCAUAUUUCAGGAACGAAAUUGAAUUCUUAUGUUUGUUGAACCUGUCAUGUUUAGCAUAAAGCUUGUUACAAAAUUAUGUGGCGCCCCGAAAUUUCGUUUAAUCAGGGGAGUGCGUUAGAAUAAAUUAAUAUUUUUAGUUCGCUUUAUGUCAUCGUUGUAAACCCAUCCCAUCAAUUAUUUUUUACAAUAUUUGUUUUAUUAGAUACUGACUAAAAAACCUUA
This is a messenger RNA of Bemisia tabaci, 2362 nucleotides long. It is a transcript of the gene Ms, whose product is annotated as neuropeptide receptor myosuppressin. The record is from RefSeq and is a predicted model, not a curated record. NCBI's taxonomy places the organism in Eukaryota, Metazoa, Arthropoda, Insecta, Hemiptera, Aleyrodidae.